AUGUCGAGCUUUGUCAUAGAUAAAGAAUCAUUUGUUCGUCGAAUUAAACGGCUAUAUACAGAAUGGAAGACGCCCAGCGCUGGACACGACAAUGUGCUCAGCAAUUUAGACUGCAUCAUGAGCGUAGUUGGUGUCGAUGAGGAUGUAAUCUAUUCAAAGUCCAUGGCAUUGCAGCUUUGGCUGCUUGGCUAUGAGCUAACCGACACAAUUUCAGUUUUUGCAUCAGACGCUAUAUACUUUCUGACAAGCAAAAAGAAAAUUGAGUUCCUUAAGCAGGCACAAAAUAUCAGUGAAGAAGGUGUACCCGAGAUCAAGCUACUCGUGCGGGAUCGUAACGACAAGGAUCAGGCCAACUUUGAAAAACUAAUUACAGCCAUGCAGAAGUCGAAGAAGGGCAAACGUUUGGGUGUUUUCACUAAGGAUGCUUUUCCUGGAGAAUUCAGCGAAUCCUGGAAGAAGUUUUUGACUGCUGCCAAGUUUGAGCAUGUCGACAUUAGUACUAUAAUUGCUUACUUAAUGUGCCCCAAAGACGAGUCGGAGAUCAACAAUAUACGUAAAGCAUCGCUGGUUUCCAUGGAAAUAUUCAACAAGUAUCUUAAAGAUGAAAUAAUGGACAUCAUCGAUUCGGAUAGGAAAGUUAAGCACACAAAGCUGGCGGACGGCUGCGAAGCAGCUAUAGCUGACAAAAAAUACACAAGCGGCUUAGAUCCACGACUGCUUGACAUGGCGUAUCCUCCAAUUAUUCAAUCUGGUGGCGCUUAUAGCUUAAAAUUUUCGGCAGCUGCUGAUAAAAAUCAUUUGCAUUUUGGAGUGAUUGUGUGCUCGCUGGGCGCGCGCUACAAAUCCUAUUGCUCCAAUAUUUCGCGCACGUUUUUGGUUAACCCCACAGAGGCGAUGCAGGAGAAUUACACGUUUCUGGUAAAUGUACAAGAGGAGAUACUCAAACUACUUAUCCCCGACGCUAAGCUCUGUGAGGUAUACGAUAAGACACUUGCCUAUGUAAAAAAGGAAAAGCCGAAUAUGGUUGAGAAUCUAACUAAAAGCUUUGGAUUUGCCAUGGGUCUGGAAUUCCGUGAGAACUCAAUCGUAAUUGGUCCGAAGUGUCAAGCGCUUAUCAAAAAGAACAUGGUCUUCAAUCUGCACGUGGGUAUUUCGAAUUUAUCCAAUCCCGAUGCCACCGAUAAGGAAGGAAAAACCUAUGCGUUGUUCAUAGGUGACACUGUGCUAGUGGGAGAUCAGGGUCCAGCCAGUGUAAUGACCCCCUCAAAAAAAAAAAUCAAGAAUGUGGGCAUUUUCAUAAAGGAUGAUGACGACGAAGAGGAAGAUACGGAUGAUAAGAAGGCCGCUAAGGCAGAUCAGGGUACCGAAAUAUUAGGUCGCAGCAAGCGCAAUGCUGUGCUCGAGUCCAAGCUACGAAAUGAGAUCAACACCGAGGAGAAGCGCAAGGAACACCAACGUGAACUAGCUCAGCAGCUCAACGAACGCGCACGGGAACGUUUAGCCAAGCAGGGCAAUUCCAAAGAAGUGGAGAAAGUGCGCAAGAACACAGUAUCCUACAAGUCCAUGAGCCAAAUACCUCGUGAACCCGAAGUUAAGGAGCUAAAAUUGUAUGUGGACAAAAAAUAUGAGACAGUCAUAAUGCCAGUGUUUGGCAUUCAGGUGCCUUUUCAUAUAUCCACAAUCAAGAAUAUAUCUCAGUCUGUGGAGGGUGAGUAUACGUAUCUGCGAAUAAAUUUUUUCCAUCCUGGCGCCACAAUGGGACGUAACGAAGGCGGACUCUAUCCACAACCAGAGGCGACCUUUGUCAAGGAAGUCACCUAUCGCAGCUCAAACGUGAAAGAGCAUGGAGAAGUAGCAGCUCCAUCUGCCAAUCUGAACAACGCAUUCCGUUUGAUUAAGGAAGUGCAGAAACGUUUUAAAACUCGGGAGGCUGAGGAGCGUGAAAAAGAGGAUUUGGUUAAACAAGAUACACUUAUUUUGUCACAAAACAAGGGCAAUCCUAAGUUAAAGGACUUGUACAUUCGACCCAAUAUUGUAACGAAGCGUAUGACGGGCAGCUUAGAGGCACAUACUAAUGGAUUUCGCUACAUCUCCGUGCGCGGUGAUAAGGUGGACAUUCUCUACAAUAACAUAAAGAGCGCCUUUUUUCAGCCUUGCGAUGGUGAAAUGAUUAUACUGCUUCAUUUUCAUUUGAAAUAUGCAAUUAUGUUUGGCAAAAAAAAACAUGUGGAUGUACAGUUUUAUACGGAGGUUGGAGAAAUUACCACAGAUUUGGGAAAGCAUCAACAUAUGCACGAUCGUGACGAUUUGGCUGCCGAACAAGCCGAACGUGAGCUCCGUCACAAGCUGAAAACAGCGUUCAAGAGCUUUUGCGAAAAGGUUGAGGCGAUGACCAAGGCACAAGUCGAAUUCGAUACGCCGUUCCGUGAAUUGGGUUUCCCUGGUGCGCCUUUCCGCAGCACUGUUACACUGCAGCCAACAUCUGGGUCGCUGGUUAAUCUUACUGAAUGGCCACCAUUUGUAAUCACUUUGGACGAUGUGGAGCUGGUGCAUUUUGAGCGCGUUCAGUUCCAUUUACGUAACUUUGACAUGAUCUUUGUGUUCAAGGAGUAUAACAAAAAGGUAGCCAUGGUGAAUGCAAUACCUAUGAAUAUGCUAGAUCACGUCAAGGAAUGGUUGAACUCUUGCGACAUACGGUACUCGGAAGGCGUGCAAUCGCUCAACUGGCAGAAGAUUAUGAAGACCAUUACAGAUGAUCCUGAAGGAUUUUUCGAACAAGGAGGCUGGACAUUUCUGGAUCCCGAAUCAGGCAGCGAGGAUGAAAACGAAUCAGCUGAAUCAGAAGAGGAUGAAGCGUAUAAUCCAACAGACGCUGAAUCGGACGAUGAAACCGAUGAAGAUGAUUCCGAGUACUCGGAAGCCUCAGAGGAUGAAAGCGAUGAUAGUGAUGAGCUGGGCUCCGAUGAAGAAUCUGGUAAGGAUUGGUCAGACUUGGAGCGUGAGGCCGCAGAAGAAGAUCGCAACAAUGAUUACAACACCGAUGAUAAAAGGAACGGAAAAUUCGAUGCAAAGAAACAUGGCAAAAGCUCGAAGCACAGUCGUCGCGAGCGCGAGGAGCAGCGAUCGUCGAACAGUAAAAAGCAUAAGUCGAAUUCCUCCUCACAUUUAAAAUCCUCCAGCUCCAAACAUGGCAGCUCAUCUAGCCCAUCGAAAUCGUCUAAGGAUAAAUAUCAUAAUCGGGACAAACAUCAUUCCUCCUCAUCGUCGGGGCAUAAAAAUAGCAGCAAGGAUAAGGAUCGCAAACGUUCUCGUGAGGACAGUCGAGACAAUGGCCACAAAUCGAAGAAAUCACGACGUUAACUUAACACA
Molecule: messenger RNA, 3369 nt
Organism: Drosophila navojoa
Lineage: Eukaryota; Metazoa; Arthropoda; Insecta; Diptera; Drosophilidae
Gene: dre4
Product: SPT16 homolog, facilitates chromatin remodeling subunit dre4
Biological process (GO): transcription elongation by RNA polymerase II
Cellular component (GO): FACT complex
Molecular function (GO): nucleosome binding
Source: RefSeq, a predicted model, not a curated record